Stylonychia lemnae is the source of this 2874-nucleotide messenger RNA. NCBI's taxonomy places the organism in Eukaryota, Ciliophora, Spirotrichea, Sporadotrichida, Oxytrichidae. The record is from the annotation of a GenBank genome assembly.
AUGAAGUUCAACGAAAGCGAUUUUUUAGUUCUCAAACUUUACAAAAAAGAUGAUAUUUACAGACUUGUCAUUACUUAAAGAAUAAAAAAACUAGUCUCUACAGAUUUUAUAAACAAAGAUAGUACCUCUUCAUUAAAAAUUCGUUUAACCUCUGAGGGAGAUGUCUAUUAAAUUCUUAUUGAUAGAAUUACUACCUGGCAACAAUACUAUGUGAGCUUUUACAAGAAUGAAUAAGAAAUCGAGUAUAUUGGUAAAAAAAUCGAAAGAAUUUUGGAGAACAAUUUUGAUAAUUUAGAAGAGUAAAAAUAAAAAAUAAAAGCCAAGCAUCUUAAGCAAAAGCUUAACAAAAUAUUUGCUGACUUAACUAGCAAGGCUUAAAGUUUGAUUUAAGAAAUUGAUCAUGAUUUCAUUAUUGUUGGUAGAAAGUACUUGGUCUACUAGAAUAAGAUAAAUAUUUUCUACAUAUUACUAGAUGACAUUACUGAAAACAAAGAUUUCGAAAAAAUUAACAUAAAUUUAAGGAAAGGUAAAAUUUCUCAACUUGCAGAGGUCUAAAACAGAUCAUAAGUCUAGUUCGUCUAUCACUAGUCAAAGCCAUUUAAAUACAAUUAUAUUGUGACCUGGGAUUUAGAUAAAAAUAUUGAAGUUCAGAUUUUAGAAUUACCCUAUUAAAAAGGAUUGAGAGAAGAUAUAAGAAUAUAUAAAGGAGUUUCUGAAAGGCUGAAUUAUUAUAUACCUUAAGAUAAGAACUUUAUUUAUGACAUAAGAUUCGAAUACCCGUGUAACAUGUAUCAAGGGGAAUUAAUUCAAGACCACAUUAUUUCAAAUUAAUUUGAUGUCAUGGCUUAGAAUAACUACAGAAAUGAGAAAAAUAUAGAGGAAAAUACCCAAGUUGGGAUCCCAAUAUUAAGACAUCUUAAUUUCUCACUAGAUGGAAAUAAUUUCUAUCAUUAUUUAUUCAACAAUUUCACUUUCUUGAAGUAAUCGCUAAGAGAAAUAAAGAGACAAACAUCGGAGCUUAAUAAUGAGGAAGCAGAGUAUUAUAUAUACUAUCUCCUUUUUAUGAAUAAUAAAGAUGAAAGUCCUUUUGAUCUUUCAAUGAAGAACUUUACGCCUAGAUCUAUUGAUAUACUGCUGGAUAUACUUUCUAUUAACGACAACUACGAUUAUUUUAUAUUCCUUAAGAAGCAUUUAUUCAGGCUCCUUGAAAUGAAGAGUGAUAAAUUCGAAAGAUUUUUUGAUGAAUGCAGCUCUGUUAAAUCGCAUAAUAUAAGAGUACCAUGGAAAAUUCAACGAGAUUUAGCAUACUUUACUCAUAAUACUUCCUAUAUAAGCGAUGAGUUUAUUAUUGAGAAACUUAAAGUAAAGAGAGAAGAUUUAAACGAAACAGAAGAUGGACCAAACACAAAGGUAUUAGAUAAGAUUCUUUUAAAUCAAUAUGACUUGGUUCCAGAUAUAGAUGAAAUUUAAGGGUUAAGAUACUAAAUAGAACCUGGCUUCAACACUAGAGACUUAUAUAUGAAUACUGAUAAGAAAUCAGUUGUAUUUGAAACCUAUGAUUUUGGAUGGAUUCUAAAAGAUGAUACUGGUCAAUAGUUUAUAUAAUAUCUAAAAAAUCAAAGAAUAGACUCAGCACUUUUUACUUUAAAGAUAGUUUAAACAAUUAUUAAUACUUAGUGGAAAAUUCUCAGACAUAAAGUUGUACUGUACGAGUUUAUUCCAAUGUGUAUUCAAAUAAUCCUUGUCCUACUUUACAACACAAACCUGAAUAGAAAUUUGUUUACCUAUCAUACAUUUUAAAAAUACUCAGAAUAAGAGGAGAUGGUCUAUCAGAUAAUACAUUAUGUGAUUGGUGCACUCUAAACAAUUCUUGCUAUUUAUUUCGUAAUUUUGGAAUUUAACAAGUACAAACGCUCAAAAUCAAGAACAGUUCUUGGCUUCUUAAUUUAUCAUAUCUCUGUGAUUAUAGCAACUAUGCUAGAUAUUGGGCUAAUUGGAAUCUAUGAGGACAACACUAUUAAGGAUUUUCUAGAUAACCCACUAAGAGAUAUAUUUAAGAUAUUAUCCUCAGUAAUUGUUUUUUGGUCAUAUCUUAUGUUUUUAUUAUAACUCAGAAUAUUUGAAAAGUAUGCUGCAUUGAUUAACGUCAUUUUCUAUGUAAUAAAAGGCUCUAAUUUGUUUUUUAUUAUAUUUUUCCUAACUCUUUUUGGAUUUGGGAAUACUUAUUAUAUCUUGGCUACUUUAGAUCAAUAUGAAACCCCAGAUAAAAAGCUAACAGGAUCAGAUAUUUUAACCGCUUUUGUGUUUGCUUAUAGAAUAGUAUUAGUUCUUGCUGAAUUAGAAAAACUCAAGAAGAACGAGGAGAAUGAGUGGACAGGUAUGAUAAAUAGCAUAGAGAAAAAAGUUAGGAUAACUAUUGAGAAAGAGUAAGAAAAGACUGUUAGAGUUGUACAGAGUCUUAAAAAUAAGUUAAGAGAAGUUGGAAAUACUAUAAGCAAAUAGUAGGAAUUCUAAUUCGAAAUUAAGCAAAAUUUUGAUACUGUCAAAUUUGCUAUUGAAUAAAUUGCUACUUCAAUUUCAGAUUUGAAAAAGCAAUAGGAAAAGCUCGAAGAAAAGGUUGAUUCAAUAUAAAUAAUUGCUUUAGAAAAUUAAAAUUCAGAGAUUAAUUAAGAUAAAAUAGAGCAUAAACCAGAAGAACCACCCUAGAAGAUGAAAAGAUAAAAGUAAGUAGUGAAAUAGAAACGUAGAAAAGAAUCAUUUCAAGAGAAAAAAUAAGAUAAUGAAGAUGAUUUGCCAAACUAAACUGCUAGUAAAAGACUGACAAGGUCAUACACAAACGUAUUCUACCUAAAAAAUCAAGUUAAAAUAUCAUGA